Messenger RNA from Arabidopsis lyrata subsp. lyrata, 1176 nucleotides. Its product is annotated as transcription factor bHLH55. NCBI's taxonomy places the organism in Eukaryota, Viridiplantae, Streptophyta, Magnoliopsida, Brassicales, Brassicaceae. Gene Ontology annotation, molecular function: DNA-binding transcription factor activity, RNA polymerase II-specific; RNA polymerase II transcription regulatory region sequence-specific DNA binding; protein dimerization activity. Gene Ontology annotation, biological process: regulation of transcription by RNA polymerase II. The record is from RefSeq and is a predicted model, not a curated record. Gene Ontology annotation, cellular component: RNA polymerase II transcription regulator complex.
UUUUCAAAGAGUAAGUUGAAAAAAUGGUCAUAAGAAACAAUAAAUCUUGGAUGGUAUAAAAUGACUAACAACAUUGCCAUCGAAAAUCUGCAUAAAUAAAUAAAAAAGAACUCGUUUGCCCAAAAAAAAAAAAAGAACUCAAAGCACCCAAAGAUCCUCUUAUUACCAAAAAAACUCCCACAGCCACCAACAAGAAAAUAAAAAAGGCAUAUAUCACCCUAUGGAUUUUCCAGAUUCUUCAUUGUUCACACCAGAUUUUGCUUAUGAAAAGGAUUUAGAUUUCUCUACUUUGAUCACUCCUUCAACGCAUAUAUCAUUCCAAGAACCUUAUCCAUGUAAUCCGGUCAUUCGUUGUGCUGGGAUUGAAAACGAUGGAAGACAAAAAGCCUGUGAGACGACCAUGGUGACAAGCGAAAUCAGGGAAGGAGACGAUGAGCCGAAGAACAAGAGAGCUAAACAUAAAGAGCUUGAGAGACAAAGAAGGCAAGAAAUCACGUCUCUAUUCAAGAAUUUAAGAUAUUUAUUGCCAUCUCAAUACACUAAGGGUAAACGUUCUUCGGCAGAUCACGUUCUAGAAGCUGUGAACUACAUCAAAGACUUACAGAAGAAGAUCAAAGAGGUCAGCAAAAAAAGAGAUAGAAUCAAGAGAUCUAUUACUCAUCCAUCUUCAACAGGAGAAUGUUCAAUAAUAUCAUUAACAUCAUCAACUUGUUCUUGUCAUGUUGGAGACACACACAUUGCUGUUGUGGUUAGGCCUUGUUUGAUCGGACUAGAGAUCGUAGUAAGUUGUUGUUACAGACACGAAUCUUGUCUCUCAAGUGUUCUUCAACUUCUGGCAGAAGAGCAAUAAUGCUUUAAUGUUGUUAGUUGCAUCUCAACUAGGUUGUACCAAAGAAUAGUACACACCAUUGUUUCUGAGGUCGAGGAGGGAAUAGAGGUUUAUUACUCAGAGCUUCAAGAAAACAUAAUCAAAAUGGGAACCACAUACGUAGUCAUGUUAUAAGUUCUAAGAUCUGGAUCCUCAACCAUUCCACCACCACAAGCAUGUUUUGUUUUUGUUUGUUAGAAGUUUGUAUUGUUUUUGAUGUGAAUGUUGUUUGAAUUGUUGAAUAAUUAAAUUCUUGUAUGAAUAAUUUGUUUGAUGCAAAUUUUUGUGAAAUGACAGUUUUCUAACUA